Otolemur garnettii (small-eared galago) is the source of this 2224-nucleotide messenger RNA. It is a transcript of the gene PHF7, whose product is annotated as PHD finger protein 7. Gene Ontology annotation, cellular component: nucleus. The transcript has 11 exons. The record is from RefSeq and is a predicted model, not a curated record. NCBI's taxonomy places the organism in Eukaryota, Metazoa, Chordata, Mammalia, Primates, Galagidae. Bases 723 to 1874 code for a protein of 383 amino acids.
CUCAUCUGCCCCCGUGGGUCACAGUCCGCGUGACCCGGCUCCCGUUUGCCCGCUCGCCCCCUUAGCCGGCGCAGUCACCGCGCGGGGCGGCCGCCCGUGAGGUAACUACCACGGCUUGUGACAACGAAAAAGCUCCGGGACAGCUACGCCCUCAGUGACAGCUGGGCGGGCGGCCCCGGCCGGGAGCGGCGGCCGGUGCGCUAUCGUGAAGAGGGAGCGGUGGAGGUGACCUCCGGCCCGGCCCCGCACCAGCCACCUGGCAGGCGAGACAUGAGCCUGGUCUGGCACCCGCGGGAUGCUCCUUGAGCCCCUUCUCUGGCUGUUACCUCCAGGGGACGGUUGUGGCCACAUCGACACGUAUUUUCCAAAUAAAUCAUUGUUUAUUCUUGCGGCGGCGGGGCCGAAUACGUUUAUUUAUUUUUAAUAUUCUCGACAAGCAUUUACCCAGCACUUAUCCAGCGGAACACCUUGGUGAGCGUUUGGAGGAGCAUCCGCCAGCUUAGGAAAUCACGGAGCGAGCAGCUUGGGGAAGCCCGCGUUUUCAUCCCUCCUCGUAUGUGUUGAAGACUGUUGCAUCUUGUAACUACCAGUGUGCACGGAAUCCUACUCAAGGGACGUCUUGGCCCAGCGAUGCAAAGAACUGAAGUUUCAAGCUGGAAGAGCCUGUGUUGUCCUCAUAAUAGUACAGAAGAAUUCAAGAUAAGAGAAAGAUAUAGCAGCGAAUGAAGACUAUAAAAGAAAAGAAGAAGGAACACCAAAGAUUGAGAAAAUCUGCCAAGAUAAAGAGGGUUACCCAGAGGACACCAUCUUCAGGGCCUGUUUGCCGGCUAUGCCUUCAAGAACCUGGGGAUCCCGAAAAAUUAGGGGAAUUUCUUCAGAAAGACAAUCUGAGCGUGCAUUAUUUUUGUCUUAUCCUAUCUAGCAAGCUGCCUCAGAGGGGCCAGUCCAACAGAGGUUUUCAUGGAUUCCUACCUGAAGACAUCAAAAAGGAGGCAGCCCGGGCUUCUAGGAAGAUCUGCUUUGUGUGCAAGAAAAAGGGAGCUGCUAUCAACUGCCAGAAGGAUCAGUGCGUCAGAAACUUCCAUCUGCCUUGUGGCCAAGAAAGGGGUUGCCUUUCACAAUUUUUUGGAGAGUACAAAUCAUUUUGUGGAAAACAUCGCCCAAAACAGGACUUCCAACAGGGGAACGUAGGGGAAGAAAGCUGUGUCUUAUGUUGUGAAGAUUUAUCCCAAGCAAGUAUUGAGAACAUCCAGAGCCCGUGUUGUAGUCAAGCUGUCUACCACCGCAAGUGCAUACAGAAAUAUGCCCAUACCUCAGCAAAGCAUUUCUUCAAAUGUCCACAGUGUAACAAUCGAGAAGAGUUUCCUAAAGAAAUGUUAAGAAUGGGAAUUCACAUUCCAGACAGAGAUGCUGCCUGGGAACUUGAGCCAGGGGCUUUUUCAGAGUUGUAUCAGCGCUAUCAGCAUUGCGAUGCCCCCACCUGUCUUUAUGAACAAGGCAGAGACAGCUUUGAGGAUGAAGGGAGGUGGCGCCUCAUUCUGUGUGCUACCUGCGGAUCCCAUGGAACCCACAGGAGCUGCUCCUCUCUUAGAUCUAACAGUAAGAAAUGGGAGUGUGAAGAAUGUUCAUCCUCUGCUUCAGCCGCAGACUACAUACCUGAAAACUCAAGUGACAUCCCCUGCUGUAGCAACACCUUCCACCCUCAGGAGCAUUUCUUGAGAGACACCAGCCUGGAGGAGAAUCCAGGCCCUUCAUGGACUGAUUGGCCAGGACCUUCCUUAUUAGAAAAGCCAGAGUCCUCUGGUGGUAGGAGGGACCAUUCCUGGCGGUCCAGGGGUGUCAAAAUCACUAAGAGGUACAAAAAAUCCAAGUAACAGCUUCUGAGUAGUUGCUGCCCCAGCCUACUGGCUGUGAAGUUGCACUCCUCCGUUGGAUUUGGGGGAGGAAACACCCUGGAACUGUGAGACAAGGAAAGGGUGCCAACAGUGAGACUGUGAGCUAAGGAAAGAAAAGUCCCAGGAGAGAGCGAGAGGAGAGCAGAGUUCAGAUGCCAACAAGGGACUAGCUGUGGCUGUGACUUCAAGAGUGCCUCUGCUCUUUCUCCUGAAUUUCCAAAGGGCCCGUCUUCUCUUCCACCAAGAUCCUUCCACCUUAAUCUCGUUCUCAUUUGCCUCUUCUUACUUCACCCACGUUCGUUAAUAUGCAAAUAAAGGUUUUCUCUCCA